This is a messenger RNA of Orussus abietinus, 1422 nucleotides long. RefSeq names its product charged multivesicular body protein 1b (gene Chmp1). Bases 230 to 832 code for a protein of 200 amino acids. Gene Ontology annotation, cellular component: multivesicular body; ESCRT III complex. The record is from RefSeq and is a predicted model, not a curated record. Gene Ontology annotation, biological process: endosome transport via multivesicular body sorting pathway; protein transport; late endosome to vacuole transport. Lineage: Eukaryota; Metazoa; Arthropoda; Insecta; Hymenoptera; Orussidae. The transcript has 3 exons.
AUUUGCUCGGUAUCACGUCAUUUGAUUGGGAAUGACGUUUAGUUGAUAAUUUAUUUUACAGUAAAUUUUGAAGGCAACGUCGUGAUCGAUUAUUUAUUGUGCAGUGAAUGAUCAUAUUCUUGUGUUGACACCUAUCAAUAGUUUGACACUUAACACUCGUUGCGAUACACGUUUCGGAUUUUUUAAGUGUUUCUCUGAGCAAAGCACAACGGGGGCCGAACAAUCCGCAAUGUCCGUCUCUCAGAUGGAAAAAAAUCUGUUCAAUUUAAAGUUUGCUGUGAAGGAGUUGGAGAGGAACUCAAAAAAAUGUGAAAAGGAAGAAAAGAUCGAGAAGGCCAAAAUAAAGAAGGCUAUUCAAAAAAAUAAUAUGGAAGGAGCAAGGAUACAUGCAGAAAAUGCAAUUAGACAGAGGAAUCAAGCUUUGAACUACCUAAGAAUGAGCGCACGAGUCGAUGCUGUCGCUAGCAGAGUACAGACAGCUUUGACGACAAGAAAAGUGACUCAGUCGAUGGCUGGGGUAGUUAAAGCAAUGGAUGCAGCUAUGAAAUCCAUGAAUUUGGAGAAAAUAUCGGGACUCAUGGAUAAAUUUGAAAGUCAAUUCGAAGACUUAGAUGUACAGAGUUCGUACAUGGAAAAUGCCAUGUCACAGACGACAACAACUAACGUGCCUCAAAAUGAUGUAGAUUCAUUGAUGAAACAAGUGGCCGACGAAGCAGGCCUUGAGUUAAACAUGGAAUUGCCUUCUGGACAACUCGGAAGUAUCGGUGCGUCGACUGCUGUUAGUCAAGAACAAGAUGAACUUACUCAGCGACUGGCACGCCUUAGAGAGUAAUGGUAUAAAAAUUAUAACUUUAGCACUAUGGUUAUGUGCUUAUGGGUGUAAACUGCAGCAAAAGGAAUCACUGAUAUGCCAUCUUUAUUGGCUGAAAAGCUUUUGUAUAAAUUCAUUGAAUUAAGUCAAACGUUUAACAAAUUUCCUCCGCAUUACAAUUGGAUCUAUAUGAAUAUUUUAUUUGGCAGUUAUUGAUUCAGCAAAAAAUUAGUUGGUUAAUUCGCUUGUGCAAAUUUAUGGCAAAUCUAGUUAACAAGAACUUAAGAACACUGAACGUAAGCACAAAAUUAUCAAGUGCUGUGAAUUUUUAUUUAGCUAUAAGGUAGGAUAGCUUUUGAUAAGUGAAAGUAUCAGUUUACGUUACCAAUUUCAUAAUCAGGGUUGCCUAAUUAUUUUGAAACAUUAAACAAGAAUUUUAUAUUAAGAAAAAAAAUGACUGGUUUUGUAAAUGUAUUUCACUGCUAUUGCUAAUGUAUGUACAUACAACGGGUUAUAAAUAACAACGUUAAUAGCAAUUUCCGUUUUGCUAGCAUAUACACGAAAUUAAUAUUCAGUGUUCUUGUAAAUAAAUAACUUUAUCACAGAACUAA